UUACAUCCCAGCUAACCACACUGCACUCCAGAACAACAUGUUUGUGGCUUCUUUUGUGUUUUCUCAGCAUUUUCUCUUGUUACACUUCAUCUAAAUUUGUAAAACCUAAUGUGGUUCUAAGUAUAACCUUGAAAGAGGGGAAAGGACUCUGUGUUCCUUUAAAGUGCGCAAACGAACACCAAGUUGCUCUUUCUUCCAGAGGAGUCUGACAGGGAAUGAGGUCACAGCCAUCCUCGCGCCACAUUAUUAUUAUUAUUGCCCGUUUCUUUUUUAUUCAGCCAAUGGCAACGUCAGUGGGCGUGUUUUGACUGAAAAAUCAGGAUGGAGACAGCCGCUGAUUGGCCUCGAUGUCUCGCGAUGAAGGUAUAAAACGGCGAGGAUCUCGUUGUUGUGUUUACAGUGAUAUCACAGAGCGCGCAGCAAACAGGUUGACUAUGAGAAAGCGCAGCCGCUCCAUUCAGCCACAUGGUUCCUCCGCCGCACACGCACGCUGCGCCGCAGACAGCCCGCUACACAUAAGGGACGUGCACCGCUGUGGACCACAGCGACGCGUUUUCAGCAGAGCAGGGCGAGUUUUCAGCCGCACGGGCAGUUGAAAGUUACCGGGAUUUUUAUGCACAGGUUAAAAGUUGAGAUCAGACGUCUCCAAAGAGGACUGAACUGAAAGAGACUUAGGAGAGAGUUCGAGGAACUUUUUUCAUCACCUCUGUGCGUCUGAAAUAAAAACAAGUGAGGAAUAUUUUUUUGUUUUACAAACAGCCGUUUUGGCCUCCCUUUUUACGCAGGUGAAUUCGCUUUUUACGCACGCAAACUUUGUCAAAGAACUGUGUUUUGAGGCGAGUUUGAGGGAAUGCUGGUGCAGCAUAUGAGCCACACAGAGAGCACUCACGCUCACUCACCCGGCGGGGACUCCACAGACACGGGAGAAAUGGAAUUGGAGAUGGAUGCGUCUCCGACUCCGAAGUCCCCCUCCUCUGGAGAGCGGAGCGACUUGGCGUGGUGCAAAACGCCGACGGGUCACAUCAAGAGACCCAUGAACGCUUUCAUGGUGUGGUCACAGAUUGAGAGGAGAAAGAUUAUGGAGCAGUCGCCGGAUAUGCACAACGCGGAGAUCUCCAAACGGCUGGGGAAACGCUGGAAACUGCUGAAAGACACAGACAAGAUCCCGUUCAUCCGCGAGGCAGAGCGGCUCAGACUCAAACACAUGGCCGACUAUCCAGACUACAAGUACCGCCCCAGAAAGAAAGUUAAGUCGGGCGGCGGGGCCAGCAAACAGGCGGAGCGCGGCGAGAAGAGCGGGGAACGCAGCGCCAAAGCCGGCGCUAAAAGAAGCGCCGCGUCCAAGACUGUGAGCAGGACGCACAAACAAAGUGCGGCAAAGGCGAGCUCCGCGGCGCAGGAUUACGCAUCUCCCGGUGACCACCAGACGCUUUUCAAAUCCAGAUCAGUGUCCGGGGCCAGGCAGAUCCCGGAGAAGCGCACCGGUGAGCCAAGGCGCGGCCACUUUUUCGGCAGCCUGGAGAGCGGACCGCCCUCCGUAGGAGUCCCGGCGAGCCCUACCCUGAGCAGCUCGGCGGAAUCCAGCGACCCGCUCAGCCUGUACGAAGAGCAGAGCCCGGCGGCCAGCGAAUCCACGCACACCGCGCGGCUCCGGUACGCGCGCGCUUCCUCUCCCACCCCGUCAGCCUCUCACUCGUCCUCAUCCGUGUCGUCCACGUCGUCAGACGAGGAGUUUGAAGACGAGCGGCUCGAUCUAAACCAGAGCCCCGGGUUUGAGAGCAUGUCUCUGGGCAGCAUGGGCUUCUCCGACGCGGAGCUCGACCGGGACUUGGAUUGGAACUUCGGGGAAUGCGGGGCGGGAUCUCACUUCGAAUUUCCUGACUACUGCACCCCGGAGGUGAGCGAGAUGAUCUCGGGAGACUGGUUGGAGUCCACCAUCUCCAAUCUGGUGUUCACCUACUGACAGAACCACGAAGACGAAACCCGACGUUGAAACCCUUCCCCCGCUCACCGGCGUGAGCGUCCAACGCAGAAUAUUUGCGCCAUUCUUUCACUAAAUACAGGAAAAUGAAAAGAAAAAAGUGGCCUGUAUGCAUGUUGAAAGCGCAGACGCGCGCAACAGACUUGGACAGCGCUUUGCGUGGACGCGCAGACGGGGGUGGGGGAGAGAAAUGCUUACUUUGCAUUUGGACACAGAGGAGUGAAUGUAAGCAGAGACUUCAGCUCCAGUCCGCGCAGGAUGAGGGGCUGAGCUUUGAAUAUUCAUGUCAGUUUUGGGUGAGGAACUGAGACGCUCACCGAAGAGCGCGUCAUGUCGGCUUUUGUUCCCGAUAUAGCCAACUCACAUCGAUCAUCAAGUUGAUAUUCAGGUGUUUUAUUUUCCCCUUUUCUAUGUAUUUCGCCCCCAAAACUCAGACUAGUCAACACGCAUGCCAUCCCCUCCCCAGUGAGCGGGAUUUUGAUGUUGUUAUAUGCGUAAAAUUGUCCAUUGCUGCGUAAUUACGCAUUUGACGUGACCAUAGGACACAGUUCACGAUCACCAGCUUCUCUUUCAACGGCAGGACUUUAAAGAC
This is a messenger RNA of Thalassophryne amazonica, 2573 nucleotides long. RefSeq names its product SRY-box transcription factor 4a (gene sox4a). The transcript has a single exon. Lineage: Eukaryota; Metazoa; Chordata; Actinopteri; Batrachoidiformes; Batrachoididae. Gene Ontology annotation, biological process: anatomical structure morphogenesis; regulation of DNA-templated transcription; cell differentiation. Bases 851 to 1963 code for a protein of 370 amino acids. Gene Ontology annotation, molecular function: RNA polymerase II cis-regulatory region sequence-specific DNA binding; DNA-binding transcription factor activity, RNA polymerase II-specific. The record is from RefSeq and is a predicted model, not a curated record.